AUGUCUUAUAACGAUCAAGGCGAUAGAGAUCGUUACGACGGUCCGAACGAUGGUUAUCAACAAGACGAAAUGCAUGAUCAAUAUGGUCAACCAAUAUAUCCUGAUGAAGGUCGUCAACAAAGUCCAGAUGGCUUCAAUCUUCCAAAUGACGACUCAUAUUCUGAUUCUUUAAAUUUUGCUCCACCUCAUGCCAAUAACUCUGGUUAUGACAGUUAUGGCGGCCAGUAUACUCCAUCACAGAUGAGUUAUGGGGAACCAAGGUCGGGGACUUCCACUCCAGUUUUUGGUAAUGGACCAUUUGAUUCCUCAGGAAUGGAAAUCGGAUUGCCUAAUGAUCCAUACCCAGCAUGGACAGCUGAUCCAACUGCACCAGUUACCGUGGAACAAAUUGAAGAUAUAUUUAUCGAUUUGACAAACAAAUUUGGGUUCCAAAGAGAUUCAAUGAGAAAUAUGUUCGACCAUUUUAUGACAAUGUUAGAUUCAAGAGCUUCGAGAAUGGAACCAGCAAAGGCUCUAAUUUCAUUGCAUGCAGAUUAUAUCGGUGGUGAUACUUCCAACUAUAAAAAGUGGUACUUCGCUGCUCAAUUAGAUAUGGAUGAUGAAAUCGGAUUUAGAAAUUUGAAAUUAAACAAAUUGAGAAGGAAAGCUAGAAAGUCUAAAAAGAGUAAUAAAAAAGCCAUGAAAAAUUAUUCACCAGAAGAAAUAGAUACUAUAUUGAGACAAUUGGAAGGUGAUAAUUCUUUACAAGCAGCAGAUUUUAGAUGGAAAGCAAAAAUGAGAUCAUUGACUCCUAUCCAAAGGGUCCGUCAAUUAGCAUUAUAUUUACUUUGUUGGGGUGAAGCAAAUCAAGUUAGAUUCACAGCAGAAUGUUUAUGUUUUAUUUAUAAAUGUGCCAGUGAUUAUUUAGAUUCUCCCGAAUGUCAAAAUCGUAUAGAUCCAAUCCCCGAAGGUGAUUACUUAGAUAGGAUUAUUACACCACUAUAUCAAUAUAUUAGAAAUCAAGUUUAUGAAAUAUCAGAGGGUCGUUACAUAAAACGUGAAAGAGAUCACCAUCAAAUUGUUGGUUAUGAUGAUGUAAAUCAACUAUUCUGGUAUCCAGAAGGUAUCGCUAAGAUUGUUUUAGAUGAUGGUAGAAAAUUAAUCGAUGUACCAGUUGAAGAGCGUUAUUUGAGAUUAGGCGAUAUUACAUGGGAGAAUGUAUUCUUCAAGACAUAUAAGGAAACUCGUACUUGGUUACAUAUGGUUACCAAUUUCAAUCGUAUUUGGAUUAUGCAUAUUUCAGUAUAUUGGAUGUAUGUUGCUUACAAUGCCCCUGCAUUAUAUACACACAAUUAUCAACAGUUAGUAAACAACCAACCAUUGGCUUCUUAUAGAUGGGCAACAGCAGCACUUGGUGGUACAGUUGCUGGGUUAAUACAACUUCUAGCAACUUUGUGUGAAUGGUUAUUUGUUCCAAGAAAAUGGGCUGGCGCACAACAUUUAACACGUCGAUUUAUGUUCCUCUGCAUAGUCUUUGGUGUUAAUCUAGGACCCGUCAUUUUUGUUUUUGCCUAUGAUAAAGAUACCGUUUACUCGAAGGCAGCAUAUAUCGUCUCCAUUGUUAUGUUUUUCGUCGCAGUGGUUACAAUCGUUUACUUCUCUGUCAUGCCAUUGGGUGGUCUAUUUACCUCAUACAUGAAUAAAUCUUCAAGGCGUUAUGUAGCAUCUCAAACGUUUACUGCUAAUUUUGCUCCAUUACAAGGAUACAAUAAACUCUUAUCCUACUUAGUGUGGAUCACUGUCUUCGGCGCAAAGUAUGCUGAAUCUUAUUAUUUCUUAAUUUUGUCAUUGAGAGAUCCUAUCCGUAUCUUAUCCACUACUACUAUGAGAUGUACCGGUGAAUAUUGGUGGGGUGCGAGGUUAUGUAAGCAUCAAUCCAAAAUUGUUUUAGGUUUAAUGAUCGCCACUGAUUUUAUCCUGUUCUUCUUAGAUACUUAUUUGUGGUAUAUUAUUAUCAACACUAUCUUCUCCAUCUCGAAAUCCUUUUACUUGGGUGUAUCUGUUUUGACUCCAUGGAGAAAUAUUUUUACUAGAUUACCUAAGAGAAUUUAUCUAAAGAUUUUGGCUACUGACCAUAUGCAAAUUCAAUAUAAACCGAAAGUGUUGAUAUCACAAAUCUGGAAUGCCAUUAUUAUCUCCAUGUAUAGAGAACAUCUUUUAGCCAUCGACCAUGUUCAAAAAUUAUUAUAUCAUCAAGUACCAUCAGAAGUCGAAGGUAAAAGAAGUUUGAAAGCACCUUUGUUUUUCACUGCUCCUGAUGCAAAUAAAUCUUAUGAAGCCUUUUUCCCAAAAGAUUCAGAAGCUGAACGUCGUAUUUCAUCUUUCGCACAAUCAUUAGCAGUUCCAAUCGAUAGACCAUUGCCAGUGGAUAAUAUGCCAACAUUUACCGUAUUAACUCCACACUAUUCUGAAAGAAUUCUAUUAUCAUUAAGAGAAAUUAUUCGUGAAGAUGAUCAAUUCUCUAGGGUUACAUUACUGGAAUAUUUGAAACAGUUACAUCCACUGGAGUGGGAUUGUUUUGUUAAAGAUACAAAGAUAUUAGCUGAAGAAACUGCCGUUUAUGAAGGUCAAGAGGAAGAAAUGAUGAAAGAAGAAGGAGAGAAAUCGGAAAUCGACGAUCUACCAUUUUAUUGUAUUGGUUUCAAGUCAGCUGCUCCAGAAUACACUCUGCGUACUCGUAUUUGGGCAUCCUUAAGAUCACAAACACUUUAUCGUACUGUCUCUGGUUUCAUGAAUUACUCAAGAGCUAUCAAGUUAUUAUAUCGUGUUGAAAAUCCAGAUAUUGUUCAAGCAUUUGGCGGUAACGCCGAAGGUUUGGAAAGAGAGUUAGAAAAAAUGACAAGAAGAAAGUUCAAAUUUUUAGUUUCUAUGCAAAGACUAGCUAAAUUUAAACCACAUGAAUUAGAAAAUGCAGAAUUUUUGUUAAGAGCGUAUCCAGAUUUACAAAUCGCAUACUUGGACGAAGAACCACCUUUACAUGAGGGAGAUGAACCAAGAAUCUACUCCGCAUUAAUAGAUGGACAUUGUGAAAUUUUAGAAAACGGUCGUAGACGCCCUAAAUUCAGAGUUCAAUUGUCUGGUAAUCCUAUCCUGGGUGAUGGUAAAUCUGAUAAUCAAAAUCAUGCUUUGAUUUUCUAUAGAGGUGAAUAUAUCCAAUUAAUCGAUGCUAAUCAAGAUAAUUAUCUAGAAGAAUGUUUGAAGAUUAGAUCAGUUCUUGCUGAAUUCGAAGAAUUAGAUGCUGAACAAAUUGAUCCAUAUAUCCCGGGAAUGAAAUACGAAGAACAAGUAACUAACCAUCCAGUUGCUAUUGUCGGUGCAAGAGAAUAUAUUUUUUCUGAAAAUUCUGGUGUCUUAGGUGAUGUUGCAGCUGGUAAGGAACAAACUUUUGGUACUCUUUUUGCCCGUACUUUGUCUCAAAUUGGUGGUAAAUUACAUUAUGGUCAUCCGGAUUUCAUUAAUGCUACUUUCAUGACAACUAGAGGUGGUGUUUCCAAGGCUCAAAAGGGAUUACAUUUAAAUGAAGAUAUUUACGCUGGUAUGAACGCCAUGUUACGUGGUGGUCGUAUUAAGCAUUGUGAAUAUUAUCAAUGUGGUAAAGGUAGAGAUUUAGGUUUUGGUACGAUUUUGAACUUCACAACAAAGAUUGGUGCUGGUAUGGGUGAACAAAUGUUAUCUCGUGAAUAUUAUUAUUUAGGGACUCAAUUACCAAUCGAUAGAUUCCUAUCCUUUUACUAUGCACAUCCUGGGUUCCAUUUGAAUAAUUUAUUCAUUCAAUUAUCUUUACAAAUGUUUAUGCUAACUUUGGUCAAUAUGCAUGCUCUAGCUCAUGAAGCUAUCAUCUGUUUAUACGACAGAAAUAGACCAAUUACCGAUGUUUUAUAUCCAAUUGGUUGUUACAAUUUCUCCCCUGUUAAUGAUUGGGUUAGACGUUAUACACUAUCAAUUUUCAUUGUCUUCUUUAUUGCCUUUAUUCCUAUUAUCGUACAAGAAUUAAUUGAACGUGGUUUAUGGAAGGCUACUCUUAGAUUUUUCCGCCAUUUGCUAUCGUUAUCCCCAAUGUUUGAAGUUUUUGCAGGUCAAAUUUAUUCCUCUGCUUUGUUAAGUGAUUUAACUGUAGGUGGUGCUCGUUAUAUUGCGACAGGUCGUGGUUUUGCCACUUCUCGUAUCCCAUUUUCCAUUUUAUAUUCAAGAUUUGCCGGAUCCGCUAUCUAUAUGGGUGCUAGAUCGAUGAUAAUGUUAUUAUUUGGUUACAGUUGCCAAUUGGAAUGUUGCAUUGCUUUGGUUCUGGGGUUCUUUGUACAGCAUUAUUAUUUUCACCAUUUAUUUUCAAUCCUCAUCAAUUUUCAUGGCAAGAUUUUUUUCUUGGAUUACAGAGAUUUUGUUAGAUGGCUAUCGAGAGGUAAUGGUAAAUAUCACAGGAAUUCAUGGAUUGGUUAUGUAAGAAUGUCAAGAUCAAGAAUAACCGGUUUCAAACGUAAAUUACUUGGAGAUGAAUCUGAAAAAGCUGCCGGAGAUGCAAGUAGAGCACAUAGAAUAAAUCUAAUAUUAGGUGAAUUGAUCCCAUGUGCGGUAUAUGCAGCAGGGUGUUUCAUUGCCUUUACUUUUAUUAACGCCCAAACGGGUGUCAGUACAACUGAUGAUGAUAGAGUUAAUUCAGUCCUACGUCUGAUUAUCUGUACUCUUUGUCCAAUUGGUCUAAACAUGGCUGUUUUACUGUUCUGUGUUAGUAUAUCUUGUUGUUCAAAUGCAUUAUUAGGUAUGUGUUGUAAACGUACAAGCGCAACCUUGGCAGCUUUUGCCCAUGGGGUAGCAGUUAUUGGGCAUGUAGGGUUUUUCAUCGUCAUGUGGGUCCUUGAAGGAUUUAAUUUCAUUAGAAUGUUAAUGGGUGUGAUUGCCUGUAUCCAAUGUCAAAGAUUUAUUUUCCAAUGUACUACAGUUCUGUUAUUAUCACGUGAAUAUAAGAAUGAUCAUGUAAAUACAGCAUUUUGGUCAGGUAAAUGGAACAGUAAUGGGGUAACUUUCAGCAAUUUGUUCAGAGAAUAUAUUGCAAAAGUGUUAGAGUUAUCAGAAUUUGCUGCAGAUUUUGUUUUAGGUCAUGUUAUUUUAUUCUGCCAAUUACCUGUUAUUUGCAUCCCAUAUAUCGAUAAAAUGCAUUCAAUUAUGCUAUUUUGGUUGAAACCAUCACGUCAAAUCCGUCCUCCUAUUUAUUCUUUGAAGCAAACGCGUCUACGUAGACGUAUGGUGGCGAAAUAUUGUUUCUUAUACAUGGUUGUUUUUGUUCUAUUUGCAGGUUGUAUUAUUGGACCAGCUGUUGCAGGAUCUCGUGUUCAUAAAGAUUUAGGUACAUCACUAACAGGAGCCGCACAUAAUUUGUUCCAACCAAGGCACGUUGAUAAUAAUGAUACCGGUGUUGGAAUAUCGACAUAUUCAGGUCAUUAUUAUACCCAUACACCAUCUCUUAAGACAUGGGCAACUAUCAACUGA
This is a messenger RNA of Naumovozyma dairenensis CBS 421, 5523 nucleotides long. It is a transcript of the gene GSC2, whose product is annotated as 1,3-beta-glucan synthase GSC2. The transcript has a single exon. Gene Ontology annotation, biological process: (1->3)-beta-D-glucan biosynthetic process; fungal-type cell wall polysaccharide biosynthetic process. Gene Ontology annotation, molecular function: 1,3-beta-D-glucan synthase activity. Gene Ontology annotation, cellular component: 1,3-beta-D-glucan synthase complex; plasma membrane. NCBI's taxonomy places the organism in Eukaryota, Fungi, Ascomycota, Saccharomycetes, Saccharomycetales, Saccharomycetaceae. The record is from RefSeq and is a predicted model, not a curated record. Bases 1 to 5523 code for a protein of 1840 amino acids.